ACGGAAAACCCCAGGUCUACGAAAAGCUCCGAGCCGGACGAGCCACCCGAAUUCUUUCCCUCCCCCCUCUCCCACCAAGCAGCGCCGGCCACCACCAAGCAGUGUAGCCGCCGCCUCCGCCGCCAGUGCCUCCCCCCACCGAUCUAUAGGCCGAUUGAAUACACUUGCAUACAAUCUCUGCAACUCUCGCCCUCCAAUCCGAAAUCCACUGAAAUCACUGCAAACCUUCUGGUGGAGGAAUAUUUUGAGCGAUGGGGAAGAACGAGUUCCUGACGCCGAAGGCGAUCGCGAACCGGAUCAAAGCGAAGGGGCUACAGAAGCUGCGGUGGUACUGCCAGAUGUGCCAGAAGCAGUGCCGCGACGAGAACGGCUUCAAGUGCCACUGCAUGAGCGAGAGCCACCAGCGCCAGAUGCAGAUCUUCGGCCAGAAUCCCAUGCGCAUCGUUGACGGCUACUCUGAGGAGUUCGAGACCUCCUUUCUCGAGCACAUGAAGCGCAGCCACCGCUUCAGCCGCGUGGCCGCCACCGUCGUCUACAACGAGUACAUCAACGACCGCCACCACGUCCACAUGAACUCCACCGAGUGGGCAACGCUCACCGAGUUCAUCAAGUACCUGGGCCGCACCGGCAAGUGCAAGGUCGAGGAAACCCCGAAGGGUUGGUUCAUCACCUACAUCGACCGAGACUCCGAGACGCUUUUCAAGGAGAGGAUGAAGAACAAGCGAAUCAAGGCCGAUUUGGUGGAGGAGGAGAAGCAAGAGCGCGAAAUUCAGAAGCAGAUUGAGCGGGCCGCCGAGCUGUUUGUGCCGCUCGCGACCGAGUCUCAGGCGGCCUCUGAGCCGGUGAACGAAUUGAAAUCGGAGGCAGAAGUUAAGGUCGGUUUCGUGCUCGGCUCCUCGGGAAAACCGAAACUGAAAGAGCUGGGGGAGAGCUCGAAAUUGGUGUUCGAUGAGGCGGAUAACGAUAAGAACGAGAAGAGAAAUCAAUCGGCGAAGAGUAAAUCAGCUUUGGAGGAGUUGAUGUGGGAGGAGUUGAUGAAGAAGGAGCGGAUUAACCGGAAGGACUAUUGGUUGAGCGAAGGGAUCGUUGUGAAGGUGAUGAGCAAAGCGUUGGCCGAGAAGGGCUACUAUAAGCAAAAGGGCGUGGUGAGGAAAGUGAUCGAUAAGUACGUUGGGGAGAUUGAAAUGCUUGAGAGCAAGCACGUGCUGAGGGUGGAUCAGGCGGAGCUUGAGACGGUGAUUCCGCAGAUUGGGGGACUCGUGAGGAUAGUGAAUGGGGCCUAUAGGGGAGCGACUGCCAAGUUGUUGGGUGUGGACACGGACAAGUUCUGCGCAAAGGUGCAGAUAGAGAAGGGUGCUUAUGUUGGUAGAGUGCUUAAAGCUGUUGAGUAUGAGGAUGUUUGUAAAGUUGCCCAGUGAGGUUUGAUACUAAAUUUAAAUUAUAUUUAAUGGAGAUGCUUAUGAUGGAAUCA
Messenger RNA from Alnus glutinosa, 1471 nucleotides. RefSeq names its product KIN17-like protein. The coding region runs from base 252 to 1418 and encodes 388 amino acids. The record is from RefSeq and is a predicted model, not a curated record. Gene Ontology annotation, cellular component: nucleus. Lineage: Eukaryota; Viridiplantae; Streptophyta; Magnoliopsida; Fagales; Betulaceae. Gene Ontology annotation, molecular function: double-stranded DNA binding. Gene Ontology annotation, biological process: DNA damage response; DNA replication. The transcript is spliced from 2 exons.